CGACAACGUAAACGAUCCAGUCACAAAUCGCGCAUCGCAUCGCAGCGCCCCGCUUGGCUCGCUUGGUUCGCCUGUCUCCUCCGUGCGUGCGAUCCAUGUGCAAAUCGACAUUAACUAGCAGCUUAAUCGCUUUGGAUUACCCAUUGGAUAUAUCAUACUGACUUUGGACAGAAUCACUCGAUUUGGAUUACCCCGUAAAACUGAACCGACAUGUUGAGUGUUGAUUAUAAAAUGUUUGCCAUCAUUUUGGCAACGACAGCGGCGACACUUUGCAGCAGCUUCGGCAUCGGCCAGGCACAGUUGCUCGACGAGGACGAUGACUUGGCUUUCGGCAGGCCCUGGCCCACGUACAGUCUGCAGAAUAUGCCGAAGACGCAGUUCACCUGCCACGACAAGAUACUCGGCGGCUACUAUGCGGAUCCCGAGACCCAGUGCCAGAUGUUCCAUGUGUGCGUGAAGCUUCCCGGAAUCGGGGUGCAGGACUAUCGCUUCCUCUGCCCCAACACGACGGCCUUCGACCAGGAGCUGCAGAUCUGCGCCAACUGGGCGGACGUGGACUGUGACAAGGCCACCUCCUUCUACGACAAUAAUAACCUAAACGAUUUGUAUCGCGAUGGCGAUGGCAAGGGCGCCAACGAGGAGGAGGCCACCUUCCAUCUGCAGCGUGCCGAAACAGGCGAUGUCCGUCGAUCUAAGGAGAAUAGUCGCGGCGAGCAGAAGUCACGCCCGCGACACAAUUAUGCCAGCUCCAGCUCCAGCUCCAGUUCGAGUUCGAGUUCCAGUCCCAAUUUGGAGAUCACGCAAUCCACCAAGCGACCCAUUUCCAGCUAUUACACGCCGACAACAGCGAGCAGCAGCAGCAGCCCGACCACGAGCAGAAGCACCACCACCAGCACGACGGAGCGCAGCUAUUACAGCAACAACAACAACAACAACGAUGACUCAAAGCAAGACUUUGAUGAUAUCUUCAAGGGUUCCCAUAGCUCGCACUUCUUCUCGAACCGCCACGGCGGGCGCGAGUACGAUGAGGAAUCAUCGUCGUCGACGGGAGUGCGACCGAAGCCCAACGAUUUCAGCGAUUACAAUCGCAAGACCACGGAGGCGUCCAGCAAGUCGCGAGUCACGCCCACCCGGGGACAGCGCCCCACUGGCAGCAGCACCACCGCCGCUCCGACCACCAGCAGCAGCAGCACCAGCAGCAAGUCGCUGAAGAAGAUCACGCUGCAUGCCUCAUUCAACACGGACUUUCUGGACUAUUCGCCACAGAGCAGGACGACGACCACGCCCAGACCCAGCAGCAGCAUCACCAGCCGCUUCAGCUUCGGCGUGAACGACUACCAGACGCAGGAGCGCAUCCAGCCCACCACCUACAAUCCGAACAGUGGCGCCUAUCGCUUCAAGAGCACGCCGCCGCCGCCCAAGUACACGGAGCAGCCAUCGAGCUCCACCAAGCUGACGGGCAAGAAUGUGCAGGACUUCGACAAGGAGACCACCAAGCGGAACAAGCCCACGGUAGCGGCGGCACGCAAACAGAAGCUGGGACCCCAGGAGUCCAACUACAUAAACCACAACGAGUUCGUCGACGUGCCCAAAGGCCCAAGGGUGCAGCAGCCGCAACCCUUCCAGGCCACGCAGAACAAGCUGGAGCCGCACUAUCAGCGCCCCAAGCCGCAACAGUUGUCCCGAGUGGGCAGCCAGGAGCCGGCGCCCUUCAAGGCAUCCGCCAGCUCGGGGCCCAGUGCGAAGCCGCGCUCGUUUACCAGCCGCGGCAGCAUCACCUACAAGGCCACCACCGAACGGUAUCCGGAUGAUGAGCUGCACUUCCGCACCACGGCGGCCAGUGCCGGUGCCCAGUCAUCAGCUGCUGCUGCUGUGAAGAAGGUUACGCAUGCGCCCAAGGACACAUUCACGCCGACCACCUUCAAGCCCACAACCUACAAGAAGCCCUACGAGCAGAACUUCUAUCAGGCACAGCAGACACAGCGGCCCAGUCAGAGUACAACGAAGAAGGCAUCGACGGUGGCCGGAGCACUGCCCACCACAGCCAAUCCGUACUACAAUGUGGACGAGGAUGAUGGCCAGUACCAUCCGGAGCUGUAUGAGAACGAUUUCCCACGCAAUCGCUUCAAUUUCCUGCGCACCCGAUCCUCCAGCUCCAGCUCCACAAGAACAACCACUCCGAGUGCGCCGCCAUCCAGCAGGCAGCCGCAUGGCUUCCAGCAGGCACACAGCCAUCCGAGGAGCCAACAGCAGAGGGAGCGCGAGUCGGACCUCAGCGAUGAGGAAGAAGAGAUCUUCAAGACGGCCCAGUCGCUGAACUUUGGCGCUGCCAGCAUCAACAAGCUGCGGGCGGACAUCUACAAGGCGGAGAAGACGUCGCAGCAGUACAACUCUCAGUACAGUCCGCAGUUAGCGCCAUCUAGUCCGAAGACAACCGCCCAGACCACCAGCAGGCCGACGACUCACAGCAGCAGCAGCAGCAGCAGCACCGCCCAAUUGACCAGCACCACCUCGACCACCACAAGCACCACGACCAGGCGACCAAGCACAACGAAGACGACGACCACAACGAGCACAACAAGUGCACCCGUGGAGGCGAAGAAAUCGGCCAGGAGCAAAAAGGAGAAGCAGCUGGACAAGAAGGACAGGCCAGCCGGCAAGCGGCAGCGGCCACCGUAUGCGGACGAGGACACCAGCUACGACUAUGCCUACUACGACACGGACUGAGCGCUACAGCCGCUGCUCUGGUCUGGCCCCAGCACUCCAACUAACUAUUUACACAACUGUACCUUUAAAUCCAUUUUGCACUCACUGCCUUGACCAUUAACUACUAAACUAUUCAUAGCGUAAACGAUCCAUAUCCAUAUCCAUUCCUUUUUUCAGUCUCAUUUUUCUGUAUAGGUGCCACAGUAUUUUCAAGAUCACA
This is a messenger RNA of Drosophila obscura, 2926 nucleotides long. RefSeq names its product flocculation protein FLO11. Lineage: Eukaryota; Metazoa; Arthropoda; Insecta; Diptera; Drosophilidae. The record is from RefSeq and is a predicted model, not a curated record. Gene Ontology annotation, molecular function: chitin binding. Gene Ontology annotation, cellular component: extracellular region.